Oncorhynchus nerka (sockeye salmon) is the source of this 1337-nucleotide messenger RNA. RefSeq names its product aldolase C, fructose-bisphosphate, b (gene aldocb). Gene Ontology annotation, cellular component: cytosol. The coding region runs from base 1 to 1092 and encodes 363 amino acids. NCBI's taxonomy places the organism in Eukaryota, Metazoa, Chordata, Actinopteri, Salmoniformes, Salmonidae. Gene Ontology annotation, molecular function: fructose-bisphosphate aldolase activity. Gene Ontology annotation, biological process: fructose 1,6-bisphosphate metabolic process; glycolytic process. The record is from RefSeq and is a predicted model, not a curated record. The transcript is spliced from 8 exons.
AUGCCUCACCAGUACCCAGCUCUGACCACAGAGCAGAAGAAGGAGCUGCAGGAGAUAGCAGAGAGGAUCACGGCUCCGGGGAAAGGAAUCCUGGCUGCAGAUGAGUCCACCGGCAGCAUGGGUAAGCGUCUCAACCCCAUCGGGGUAGAGAACACAGAGGAGAACCGUCGUCUGUAUCGCCAGCUGCUGUUCACGGCUGAUGAGAGAAUGGAUGCUUGUAUUGGUGGAGUAAUCUUCUUCCACGAGACUCUCUACCAGAACGCUGAUGACGGGACCAACUUCUCCCAGCUCAUCAAGGACAGGGGGAUUGUAGUGGGCAUCAAGGUGGAUAAAGGUGUUGUCCCACUGGCCGGAACCGAUGGAGAGACCACAACCCAGGGUCUGGAUGGCCUGGCAGAGCGUUGUGCUCAGUAUAAGAAGGAUGGAGCAGACUUCGCUAAGUGGCGUAGCGUCCUGAAGAUCAGCGACAACACCCCCUCAGAACUCGCCAUCAUGGAGAACGCCAACGUACUGGCACGCUACGCCAGCAUCUGUCAACAGAACGGCAUCGUUCCCAUUGUGGAGCCUGAGAUCCUUCCUGACGGAGACCAUGACCUGAAACGUUGUCAGUACAUCACUGAGAAGGUUCUGUCUGCGGUGUACAAGGCCCUAUCAGACCACCACGUCUAUCUGGAGGGGACCCUGCUGAAGCCCAACAUGGUGACUCCCGGACACUCCUGCCCCCAAAAAUACACUAACGAGGAGAUCGCCAUGGCUACGGUCACUGCCCUCCGCCGCACCGUACCCCCUGCCGUCACAGGUGUGACGUUCCUGUCAGGGGGCCAGUCAGAGGAGGAGGCCAGUAUUAACCUGAAUGCUAUCAACACCUGUCCUCUGGGUAAACCCUGGGCCUUGACCUUCUCCUAUGGUCGUGCCCUGCAGGCCUCAGCCCUCAAUGCCUGGAGAGGAGAGAGAGACAACGAGAAGGCUGCUGCCGAGGAGUUCCUUAAACGGGCUGAGGUGAACGGUCUGGCUGCCCAGGGGAAGUAUGAGUCAACAGGAGACAGCGGAGCGGCGGGGCAGUCUCUCUACGUGGCCAAUCACGCGUACUGAACACCCCAGGCCACGCCUACAUCACAACCCACCGCUGCAGCCCCUCCCCUCACCCACCAACCACAGACCUGCGUUGUCUAUCGUAUUUUAGAAACAUCAUCGUUGUCGUGGCAACAUAACGAUGUGGUUAAUAUGAGUAUUAAUUAGUAUGGGGAGUUGAUGAUGAAGAGGAUGCUGAAGGGAGAGAGGGCGGUAUCAUGAAGAAGCUUUAUUAAGUCCCAAAUGGAGUCCUAUUCCCUAUAUAG